AUGGAAUUGAAACACUUCAAUAAAUUUGUAGAUGAAUACAAACUAAUCAAGAAUGAUAAAUUAAUUAAAUACUUACUCAUUCUUGGUAUAGGAUUUGUUAAACAAAAAUUAGAAGAUAUAAAUCAAGAAGCAAUCAAAUUAUUAGCGAGUAAUUUUUGAUUUUUGAUUUAGAUUCAUUUAAGGAAAAGUCUAUUCAUUAAGAAUUAAAAAAUUUAAGAAAUAAAGUUCUCUCUUUAGAGAAACAUAUUUAACCAGAAUAAUAGAUUAAAUAUCAUAGUCAACCUAAAUUAAUGCCUCCUAAAGUAACACCAAAAAUCACUGAAUAAAUUCCAUUAUAAUAAAAUGUUAAAAAGGUAGUACCUUUUAAACAUCACUUAGAUGAUUCAGAAAUGUAAUAUUUAAGUAAAUUAUUUAGCAAAUCAAUAUUAUGGAAUUAGUAUAGUGAUAAUAAUCAUUAAGUAAUUAACAAUGAAUCUUAACAUUAUGGAUAACGAAAGUAAACAAUUGAUUAACAACCUAUAAUUCCAAAGUAUUUACCGAGAAAUAAUUCAUAAACAGAGAUAAAUCCUUUAUCAUAACGUGAGAAUAGUACAAGAUAAGUUACUUAACGAUCAUCUCAUCAUUCAAGUUAAUUUGAUAGUGUACAUAAUAGAAAUUCUCCAAAAUUUAAAGGAGAGAAGAAAAAGAGUAUAUGUAAAGAGAAUAAGACUCCUGUAAGUGUUGGAGGAGUACCAAAACAUUUGAGAUAAGUAAAAUCAAAAAUCAAAUCUUAAAUUCAAUAUGAUAAGGAAUAAUAUAAAUCUAAUAAUAGUUAGAAAGAAGAAGAAUAAACAAUAAAUAUAGCAAAUAGUUCUUUAAAUCCAUUUAAUAAUACUCCAUAAAAUAAAUUAUUUCAGCCUUGUCAUUCAACUCAUUUUGGAAGUGGUUAAGUAUCAAGUGCUAAAAUAUAAUAAUAAUAAUAGACUUUAGAUUUAAAUAAUAUAACAGAAAGGAAAGUAUUUAAUCUUGAUGAAAUCGCAUCAUCAUUUUUAAAUUCUCCAUUUAUGAAAAGUUAGAUAGCAUAAAGAUUAUUUGGAAAACAAGAAUCAGCAUCAUAAUCAUCAUCAUCUAGUACAUUCUCACUUUUUAAUCCAAAUAAUGAACUAAAAAGUAUAGAAAUAAGUUGAUAAUUAUAUAGAUUUCUUUUAACAGUUAGACAAAUAAGUAGGAAAUUCUUUAUCCUUUUAGUUUUGA
Molecule: messenger RNA, 1233 nt
Organism: Paramecium sonneborni
Lineage: Eukaryota; Ciliophora; Oligohymenophorea; Peniculida; Parameciidae
Source: the annotation of a GenBank genome assembly